Molecule: messenger RNA, 203 nt
Organism: Aplosporella prunicola CBS 121167
Lineage: Eukaryota; Fungi; Ascomycota; Dothideomycetes; Botryosphaeriales; Aplosporellaceae
Exons: 1
Source: RefSeq, a predicted model, not a curated record
AGCCUAUCAGCCUUACUCGGCGGAAAGCCACCAAGCAAUGCCGCAGCUACCCAGAGUAAAGACAACAAUUGGAGAAUAACAGCAUCACAGCUUCAGGCUGUACUCAGCUUUGCACAAGACUCACAGCGGUUCAAGAACAGAGACGACCCUACAGUAUAGAACCUAUACACUACUACAUCCUCCUAUCUCUCUAUCUCCCCCCU